CCUAGAUAAAUGAUACUAGAUUUCAGUUGUCUGUGGUGAUAUUUGUUUAUUGUUUUCAUUUCCAUUUUCUAGAUUUUAUUUAGCCUAAUAUUUUUAAUGCCAUACAUUUUAUAAGAAAAUAAUGAAAUGUUGUCAUAUAAAUAUAAGAAAGGCAAGCUUUAUUUUACUUACAAUAGUGGUAAAUCGGAUCCAAAUGGCUGAUAAUUUAAUGGAUCAGCUUAUAAAAGGUCAAAACAACACACGAACAGAUGAGGAAGAAAAAAAACCGCUAGAUUUAGUCCUCCAUUGCCCUUUAAGUCACGAAGUGGAGUGUAAACAUUUAAACAUACCAUGUAUAAAAUGUGAACUGAAUGCAACAUGUCAUUAUGGCACUACCAUAAGUGCAACCUGUCACAAGAUAACAGAAAUAAAUUGUAAAGGUGCAACAAAGUUCCAAAAAAAGUUUAUAUGUAGAUAUUGUUAUCAAACAGAGCACUGGGAGCAUACCUGUGAUUUAAAGGCAAACUGCAAUUCGAUAUCUUCGCCUAGAUCAACUUACAUUACAAAUUGUACAGUAAAAGAUGAUAUUUUAUGUUUAGGUCAUAGAACGUUUAAUAAAAAUGUAAAAUGCAAUUGGACCGGUGGUUAUCGAUGGACUACUGCUCUUGCAUUAAGUAUAACUCUAGGUGGGUUUGGAGCUGAUCGUUUUUAUCUAGGCCAUUGGCAGGAAGGAAUAGGCAAAUUGUUUAGCUUCGGGGGUCUUGGUGUAUGGACAAUUAUAGACGUAAUACUGAUUUCGCUACAUUAUUUAGGACCGGCCGAUGGUUCUCUGUAUAUUUAACGUACGUUUAAUUAAACAAAGCCAUGAUAUGUAAUGUAUAUAUUAUUAAAUAAAUAAGUUAUUUAUUC
Anoplophora glabripennis (Asian longhorned beetle) is the source of this 888-nucleotide messenger RNA. RefSeq names its product TM2 domain-containing protein almondex (gene amx). NCBI's taxonomy places the organism in Eukaryota, Metazoa, Arthropoda, Insecta, Coleoptera, Cerambycidae. The record is from RefSeq and is a predicted model, not a curated record. The coding region runs from base 122 to 820 and encodes 232 amino acids. The transcript has 5 exons.